Cuscuta campestris is the source of this 1240-nucleotide messenger RNA. Lineage: Eukaryota; Viridiplantae; Streptophyta; Magnoliopsida; Solanales; Convolvulaceae. The record is from the annotation of a GenBank genome assembly.
CGGAUGAAUGCUGCCAUUCAAUCUUGUAACUAUGUGAAUCCUACUAUAAACCAAGCAUUUAGUUUCAAUAUCCUAAAAAUGAGAUGUCCUAAAAUUCCAGAAACAAGUGGAGGCUCAAAAGAUAAGAAAACAAGAAGCAGUCUCAAUGGCUUCCUAGAUCUUCCUGAAGAUGUGAUUGGUAACAUCCUUCAUCGAUUGGGUGGGCAAGAGAUUCUGGGAAAUGCCCAAAGAGUUUGUUCUUCGUGGAGAAACCUAUGCAAAGAUCCAUCCAUGUGGCAUUUUAUUGAUAUGAAACAUCGAAGCGGUGACAAUUCUUGCAUUGGUCCCAUUGGCCGCGGAUACCUUGUCGCGAUUUGCCGUAAGGCGGUUGUUUGGAGCCUAGGACAAUUGACUCAACUCCACAUUGAUUAUUUCGCGACAGAUGGAUUGCUUGAUUUCAUCUCUGCAACGUAUAAUGAAUUUGUUGUUUGCUUUAUAUUCACCUCUGCAAGAUCAAGUAAGUUAAAAUGUCUUCAAAUUAGGGGUUCUUCUGAAGUAGAAGAUGGAUUGAUUGAAGCAGCAAAAAAAUUUUCUCUACUUGAAGAACUUCACUUUGUGUAUGUCUUAGGUGUUCAUGAGUACAUCGAACCUAUUGGUCAGUCCUGCCCAAAGCUGAAUUCGUUCACGUUGAGCUCAUCAGACCAUAGACAUAGGCCCUCGGCCUAUGCGUCUGAUGAUGACUGCAACAAUGACUAUGAAGCUCUAGCAAUUGCCAAAAGCAUGCCUGGUUUGCGCCACCUUCGGCUUGUGGGAAAUAAUAUGACAAAUGAGGGCUUGCAAGCCAUUCUGGAUGGGUGUCCUUAUCUUGAAUCACUAGAUAUCCGGAGAUGUUUCAACGUUGAUCUGUAUGGAGGGAUUGGCGAUAGAAUUGCUCAAAAAAUAAAAGACUUCAAAUGCCCGAAUGAUCCAUUGGAAAAAGGUUGCGUUUGGGAUGCUGAUGUUUUUUAUUGCCCGAGGGACUACUCGUAUGAACGCUCUUGAGGAGUUUGAUUUAUUUCUCUGUAAGUAGUGCAAGUAUUUGAAUUUUUGGAUGAUUUGAUGAACAUGUAAGAUUCUAUGUUGCAAGGUGUAGACCCUCUUUGGGAUGAUGAGUUUUGGAAGCAUGUAAUGGCACAUAUAUGAGAUCCCAAAACUUUAUAUUUUGGAUGUCUUUAUAACCAAGAGAACUUGUUUUUCUUGUCUAUAAAUUUUGGAGGAAUAG